GGGCACAAGGCUACCGAGGGGCGGGGUGGAGCGGAGUGUCCCGCCGGAAAGUGGCGGUUUGCUAGAGGCGGUUAGUUUAGAGUCUGUGGUGGUGUGAGUCUGUGGCGAGCUGCGGGUCUAUACUAGGUCCGUGCUGUCUUAGCUGGAGUGGGACUCCCCGAGGCCUGAGAAACAGGCUGUUCUCUGGCCCCGAACUCCCCGGCGUUCAGCGGUUGCCUCCGUUUGGAUACCGAUUAUUUGGACUCUCCCUCAGACCCAGUUGUCAUAGAUGCCAGGAAGUAUGGCCCCCCUCAAGAAGACUCGAAAUACCGCAAAGUUGCCUCUGGCUUUAAACCCCCUGAAGAGCAAGGACGUGUUGGCAGUGCUGGCUGAGAGGAACCAGGCCGUAGUACCAGUAGGGGUUUGGGUGGAGCCUGCCCCGCUAAAUAGUUCGGAAGUCCCGGCAUAUACUUCAGCAUAUAUAAUUGAAGAAGAACUAAAGGAACAGCUAAGGAAGAAACAAGAAGCUCUGAAGCAUUUUCAGAGACAAGUCAAACGCCGAGUAAAUCAACAAAUUAGGCUGAGAAAGAAACAAGAGCUUCAGAAGUCUUACGAAGCAGCAGAAAAAGAAGGCUCUAUAGCCAUGCACUCUUCCGAUCCAUUCCACUUAACUCCUAAAAGAACAAGCGUUUUUUCAAAUACUUUGAAUGCUGCUGUUGGAAGUGCUGGGUUACCUCCUUCCCAGAUGCUUGAGGAUGGAAUAGAAGAUAGAGAGAAUCAGAAUGAACUAUUCCAACAACAAGCCCAGGCUCUUAGUCAAACCAUGAAACAAGCACGUCACCAGCUGGCAUCUUUUAAAACUGUGAAUAAAAAAAAUGCACCAGUGUUUCCAGAUGACAGAAAGAAAAGCUUUCCCACCCAAGAGGAAGUACCUUGUAGGAAACCAGCAUUCAUCAAGAUAAAUAUAGGAACAAGUGGAAAAUCACCCUUUGAGGUCCAACAAGAUCUUUUAACUCCUGUACAUGACCAGAAAUUUACGGAAGAUCAGGAAUCUGACUCUGAAGAAUCUCCAUCUAUUAUGAUAGAUAAGAAAGGGAAAGAGAAUUUGUCUUGGGGUUACCAGCAGGAUCUCCUUUCUGAAGACAAGGAUAUAACUUUCAACAGAGUUCAGAAAGUACAAUUCAAAAAUCCAUUAUCUGCUAUGACAGAAGAGAAGGAGGUAGAGCAGUUACAUCAGGAUAUUUUGCCAAAAGCCCAGGAUUAUCUUCCAGAAGCCCAAGGAGAUCUGCUGCAACCCCAGGGUGAUUUGAUAGACAUCCAGAGUGUUGAACUGGAAGCCUGGAGUGUUGAGCCAAGACCCAGUACCCAGGAUAUGGAGCUGGAAGGCCAAGCAGUUAAGCUCAAAGCCCAGGCUGUUAAGACAAGAACUCGGAGUGUUCUGCUGAAAACCCAGAGUGUUGAACUAGAAGAGGGGAAUAUUGUUUUGGAAGGCCAAGAUUUUCUACCCCAAAACCAGGCUUUUCUACACACAGAUGAGGAUUUUUCACCCAAAGACCAGAAUAUUCUACUUGAAUGUCCAGAACAGGAUUUUCUACCCAAAGACCAAUGUGCUUUACCCAGAGACCAGCAUGUUUUCCCCAAAGACCAGAAUAUUCUACCCACAUAUCAGGACCAUCAUUUUCUAACUGAAGACCAGAAUAUUCUACCCAAAUGUGAGGACCAGGAUUUUCUGCCCAAAGACCAGCAUGUUCUCUCCACAGACCCAGAAUAUUCAACCCAAAACAGAUGUCAGGACCAGAAUUUUCUACCCAGAGAUGAGAAAGCAAAUUUAAAGCAACCAACAUCAAUUUUGACAGGUAGGAAUGGGAGUGAGGCGUUUCCUCUGGAUGUCCAUCAGGAUCUACACAGGCAUCAAGUUGAGGCCUUCACCAGGGGCAAGAAGGUGCACUUCAAGGAGUCGUGUUUUGAGAUGACAAGCGAGAAAAAGAGACACCCUUCUCUGGCAGGUUGUCAGAAUCUGCCUCCUAAACUUCAGGAUCAGGCCUUCAUCAGAGAUGAGGUAGAGCAGAAUCAAAAAGAGAUACAAAGAGAUAAAAACAAGUAUAGCAAACAACCCUCAUCUUUUGAGAAAUGGGAGAUUGAAAAAGGAAUUGCUUCUGGAGUGCCAUCGAUAUGUUUCACCCAGUGUUCAAGACCUACCCUCUCCCAGACAAGCUUAUAUUCCAAACAGCAGCUGUCUUUUGGAAGAGCUGAACAGUGGCAAGAUGAUUUGCUGCUGGAUGGCCAUCAGCAUCGUCCACCCCAGCACCAGAGAGAGGCUUCCAUCAGAAGACAGGUUGGUGAUGAAUAUCAAUCAGGAUUGAAUACUGAAUACCAAACUCCACUGGCAUUUCAGUCUGGAGUAAACCAAGAAGAAGACAAGAAAGAGCGUCAAAAGCAGUACCUGAGAUAUAGACGACUUUUCAUGGAUAUUGAAAGAGAACAAGUGAAAGAACAACACAGGCAAAAAGAACAGAGGAAGAAAAUUGAAAAAAUUAAGAAAAAGAAAGAACAGCAACGUUAUGCUGAAGAGCAGAGGAUAUUGAGAAUGAACUUUCCUGAAGAGCCAUGUUCAGGGGAGAAGAUGAGUGAGAUAUUAGCCCAGCUACAGCUUGAGGAAGUAAAAGGAGCCAGAGAAAAACAACAGAGAGAAAAGGAACACCAAAGAUACGUAGAAGCUUUAAGAGCCCAGAUCCAGGAGAAGAUGCAGUUGUAUAAUAUUACUUUACCUCCACUGUGCUGCUGUGGUCCUGAAUUUUGGGAUGCUCAUCCUGAUACCUGUGCCAACAAUUGUAUUUUCUAUAAAAACCACAGAGCGUACAACCGGGCACUACAUUCAGUCAUCAAUUCCUGUGAUAUCCCUGAAGGGAACUCAACUCUUCGAACUGCCAUUCAUAAUUUUGCUUCUGCACACAGACGGACUUUGAAAAAUCUGUAAUAAAAAUCUGAUCAACUGUUA
Vicugna pacos (alpaca) is the source of this 2977-nucleotide messenger RNA. The record is from RefSeq and is a predicted model, not a curated record. Lineage: Eukaryota; Metazoa; Chordata; Mammalia; Artiodactyla; Camelidae.